GCGCUCGAUAUAUAUCCUCUGCUUGUGUCGGGUUCUUUUGCUCUCGCCGCGCGGACGCACGAAAUUACUAACCUAUAAUGUCCCUUUGAGCAACUUUGCUCGACACACGAUGGUUCAUUGGAAAUCCUGUCUACCGACAUCCCUUCUGCUCCUCGCCCUCGCCUUCCCUGCCCCUUCUCACUCAAUAUGGCCCUUCCCACCGAAACGAUACACCGGAAAUGCACUGCUGGAGGCUGGGAAGAUGGGCGUGGAUGUCGACGGGAGGGUGAUUGCGUUCGGGGACUUUAAUGGGGAUCAGUUCCUCGAUAUACUCGCCCUCGGUUCGGACCAGCGGACGCUGUCCGUGUACCUCUGGAACCACGAGGACUACGUCUUUCGCCGCUCGGCGACCUUCACGCAUCCUCAGAGAGUGCAGAACGUCGUGCCGGGAGAUUACACGCAGAAUGGGCGGCUCGACCUGCUGGUCAUGAGCCACGGCCAGGGCAGCCGGCUGGACAUGUCUGUGUACAUGUCGUCUAUAGAAGGGGGAUUUGACACCGCCAGCCCGAUAGCCCUCCCCCCGUCCACCCUCCAGCAGCCCGUCCCGAUCGAUGCAAACGGGGACAUGAAGAUCGACCUGUUCGGCGUCGCGUCGGGGGGCAACGGCGCUUUCAAGGUGUGGCGGAACGUGUGGAACGCGUCGGAUCCGCGGAGCAGCAUGUUUGACGUUGUAGAUCCGCAGUUCGACGGCACACAGUGCCGGCUGGCCAACCCGCAUAGCAAUGCGGUCGUGGAUCUGAACGGAGACUGCCUAGCAGAUCUUUUUUUGGUUUGCGACGACGCCAAGUCGGGCGAUAAGUACUACCAGAUAUGGGUGAAUAACAAAGACGCUGGCUUUGCGUUGGAACGACUUGGCCGUCUGCCCUCAGGGGUGCAAGCCAUCUCCUUCGCUGACAUUGACCGCGACGGGACUAUAGACAUGAUCUUCCCCACCUGCUCCUACGUCUCGAGCAUCACGGGUGUAGGGACGGACUGCUACAUCAACAUUGCAUAUAACAAGCAGCUCCCCCUAUGUGCUUCUACUACAGACUCUGGUAUCAAAAACGGACGUAGGGUGUGUCGGCCCCCGGAAGAGCUGUGCACGCCCGACGUAGAUUUUAUGUAUGACCUUGACGAGAGGAGCGGUAACGACGCCUUUGUCCGUUUCCCCGUCUCCGCCCUCUUUCCCUCCGCGUCACUCCUCGUCCUAGACAAGACCUCCACACCCGCCCUCCCCCUCCCCCUCAGACUCGCCGACACAGAUCAAGACGGCUUCCCGGAUGUCCUCGCCGUCGUCGUCCCCCCGCCCGCCGGGCCGGCUGCUGCGCCGGACCGCACACCGAAGUUGGUGCUGAGCAUGCCGUGUGCGAAGGGCGUGGCUGGGUGCGACAAGGACGGGAAGGGACGGCGCGGGUUCAAGGUCGUGAGGAAGGGCGCGGAGACGCUGGAUAGUGUCAAGGACGCGAGGGGCGUCGCUGUUUUGGAUGUUGAUGAGGAUGGCACGCUGGAUAUUAUGGUCCAGAGGACUGGCGAACAGGGGCAGGGGAAUGUUUUCUUCGUGCAGAAUAACUUUUACUACGACGCAUUCUUUCUGAAGGCGAUCGUCUUGAACGGCGCUUGCAACAGCGGCUGGUGCACGACCCCGAAUGGCACCGCACGCUACCAUCCGUUUGGUGUAAGCUAUUCCGGCGCUACUUACAAGUAUACCGUACUCGACACGUCCGGACGUCGGUCUGCCGCACAAGUUGGCCAGCUCCCGCAAACGUCUUAUCAAGCUCUAAUGACGCCGUACUCGUACUUCGGUCUCGGGCGCACGAAUAAUUAUAUCGAGAACCUUUUCGUCGGUUCGACCAAGCACACCGCGCAACAUUACAUUAACAUGGAAGGCGUCAUCCCGAAUUCCAAGGUGGUGAUCAUCCCGCCACCGGAAGGGCAAGAUGUAUGGAAGAGGGAGUUAUACUUGAGACCCGGCGAAUGGAUACCUUGGGUUACUGUGACGGUUGUUGUGGCCACUAUCAUCCUCGGCGUGAUCGUACUUGCUUUGCAUUUGAACGAGAAAAGGGAGGACGAGCUGGAGCGGAGGAGAGCGUCGCAUCAUAUCAAUUUCGACGCCCUAUGAAAUCGGCAUAUAUAGGUUAUUCCGCUGGUCCCCGCGACCUGUAGUCCUUGCUGACAUAGGUACAGGACGCAGUAAUGCUGCAGGAGCUCUAUGUCGAUAUCAUAUAUUGAAGUUAUGGUUCGAGGCCAGACAGGGAACUCCAUUGGUAUGGAAGAGUCAUCCAUGUUUGUUCAAGGGGUGCGCCGUAUCUGAUUAAGCUUCCAUUCCACGGUCUUCGAACUUGUUCUUGAGUGCCACUUGUACGAGCAGUCCCAGUAAUAUGCACC
This is a messenger RNA of Gloeophyllum trabeum ATCC 11539, 2403 nucleotides long. RefSeq lists its product as uncharacterized. Gene Ontology annotation, cellular component: plasma membrane. Bases 110 to 2137 code for a protein of 675 amino acids. The transcript is spliced from 13 exons. The record is from RefSeq and is a predicted model, not a curated record. NCBI's taxonomy places the organism in Eukaryota, Fungi, Basidiomycota, Agaricomycetes, Gloeophyllales, Gloeophyllaceae.